Messenger RNA from Dendronephthya gigantea, 870 nucleotides. RefSeq lists its product as uncharacterized. The record is from RefSeq and is a predicted model, not a curated record. NCBI's taxonomy places the organism in Eukaryota, Metazoa, Cnidaria, Anthozoa, Malacalcyonacea, Nephtheidae. The transcript has 2 exons. The coding region runs from base 493 to 870 and encodes 125 amino acids.
GAUUUUUUAGCUUGAAAACGCUCACUCGUCACCAGUUCCCUGAUUGCAUAUUUAUAAGCGCAGUCAAUUAUAUUGUGCAAUCGUCUGAUUCAUACUUUAACACAAAAGAUCGGUAUUUUACGUUUUAUGGCCGGAAAGAAUCGUCUUUGUUGGCAUGGUAACUAAAGAAGGGAUCUUCGGCUGUCUGUUGAGCUUAAUUUGGUUGCAUUUCUACGUUUAGUGAUGGCUUUAUCGGCGUUUAUGUUAAGGUAUGUUUGAGCAACAACGGCUCUCUAAAAUUAUUACGUUUGCGUGUUCAUCUAUUACUCUUUAUUCAUAAAGUUUUCUUAAAAUCUAAAACGAGAGGAUUUUAGAACAAAAUCUGAGCUUUCCAAAGAUGUAUAAUACAGGCUGUUGUUUUGUAAUUGCAGGAUUUUCAACCAGGCUGCUUUCCCAUAUAUAGUGUAUUUCAAUUAUUUGAAUGUAUGUCAUGGAGACAAUUAAUCUUAAAUCAUGUCUAAGCGUAAACAGCACUUCGAUAUUGGUGCCUGGGCAAGAGAAAAUAAGGCGAAACGACAAGAAAUCGUCGCAAAUAACCGUACGAUUUCGGAUUUGAAAGAUUGUAUUCAAGCAAGUGAGAGAGAAAUUAAAGAUCUCAAGAGGAAGAGGGGACUGUUAGUAAAUGAAAAAGUCAAGCUCCCACAUCAUUCCCAUCCAAAGACUUCAUCAGUUGUUAACCAAACCUGUAGCGAGAAGCUUGAUCUUCCUGAGAGUACAGCACGAAAAAGAAGGAGGUUGAUGUUUGAUCAAGCAGAAAGAAUAAAUGCUAAGUCUUCUGAUGAUAAGAGCUUGAAAAGAAGUCUGCUUUGGAUGGCUUAUGGAGUACUUUAA